This is a messenger RNA of Myotis davidii, 1981 nucleotides long. It is a transcript of the gene PPP1R7, whose product is annotated as protein phosphatase 1 regulatory subunit 7. NCBI's taxonomy places the organism in Eukaryota, Metazoa, Chordata, Mammalia, Chiroptera, Vespertilionidae. Bases 91 to 1170 code for a protein of 359 amino acids. The record is from RefSeq and is a predicted model, not a curated record. Gene Ontology annotation, molecular function: protein binding. The transcript is spliced from 10 exons.
UUCCAUUGGCUGGGAAAACUCCGAGCUUGGAGUCCUGAUUGGCUGAGGGGUCUGAGGCGACAAAUUCCGGAAAGGGGAAGAGCAGCCAACAUGGCGGCGGAGCACAGCGCGGGCCAGCAACUGUCGCAGGAGAUGAUGGAGGUUGACAGGCGGGUCGAGUCUGAAGAAUCGGGCGAUGAAGAAGGGAAAAAGCAGAGCAGCCGGAUAGUGGCAGACCUCAGCGAGCACAGCCUGAAGGAUGGAGAGGAACGGGGGGAAGAAGAACCAGCAGGACAAGAGCUGCCUGUGGAUAUGGAAACCAUUACCCUGGACAGAGAUGCAGAGGACAUUGACCUGAAUCACUACCGCAUUGGAAAAAUUGAAGGAUUUGAGGUUCUGAAGAAAGUGAAGACUCUCUGCCUCCGUCAAAAUCUAAUUAAGUGCAUUGAGAACCUGGAGGAGCUGCACAGCCUCCGAGAACUGGACCUGUAUGACAACCAGAUCAAGAAGAUAGAGAAUCUGGACACACUAACAGAGCUGGAGAUUCUAGAUAUUUCUUUUAAUCUACUGAGAAACAUUGAAGGGGUUGACAAGUUGACAAAACUGAAAAAGCUCUUCUUGGUCAACAAUAAAAUCAAUAAAAUUGAGAACUUGAGCAACUUACGUCAACUGGAGAUGCUGGAGCUGGGAUCCAACCGCAUCCGGGCCAUUGAAAAUAUCGACACAUUAACCAAUUUGGACAGUUUGUUUUUGGGGAAAAACAAGAUCACUAAACUUCAAAACCUGGAUGCACUCUCCAACCUGACAGUCCUCAGUAUACAGAGCAACAGGCUGACCAAGAUGGAGGGUCUGCAGAGCCUGGUAAACCUGAGGGAGCUGUACCUCAGCCACAACGGCAUCGAAGUGAUAGAAGGCCUGGAGAACAACAACAAACUCACGAUGCUGGACAUUGCGGCAAACAGAAUUAAAAAGAUUGAAAAUAUCAGCCAUCUAACAGAGCUGCUGGAAUUCUGGAUGAACGACAAUCUCCUCGAGAGCUGGAGCGACCUGGACGAGUUGAAGGGAGCCAAGAACCUGGAGACAGUAUCCUUGGAGGGGAACCCCCUGCAGAAGGACCCACAGUACCGACGGAAGGUGAUGUUGGCACUGCCUAGUGUGCGGCAGAUCGACGCCACCUUCGUCAGGUUCUGACCCUCCUCGCCCUCACUUGCUCUUUCUCUCCAAAAGAACUUCCUGGCCACGGUUUUUUAAUCCACCCGUUGCUCCUGAAAUCAUCACUAUCAACGGUCACAACCCAAUGGCAAUAAAAAGGCACUGAGUGAUCACUGCCGUGUGUACUGCCAGUCACACUCUGGGAGGCAUUGCUGUUCCAUGCACCACACGGUAUCCCAUUGCUCUGCGUCCUCUCUGAGGGAGGUCACUCACGCAUCCGUGUGCUGCUGGGUGGGCAUUCAGGGGCCGUCCCAGUGGCCUGAAGCCUAUCAGCCCAGAGCUUCUAGUCUUUUAGACCAGUGAUGCCAGUGUUUUAAAAAUGAUAUUUUAAAACAAAACUGCGUAAAGGGUGGCUCAGCCCUACGUGCUGUGGCCCUCAGCUCUCUUAAAAAGCAAUGUCGUGUGCAGGCCCCGAUCUUCCUGUUCCCCCUGCCCCUGUGGCCCUUUGAGGUCAUGUUGCCACUGACAGAUGGUAAACCCACGUGAGGCUCCUCAAAGACUCUGCAAAGAGCUCACCUCUGACCACCUACAACAUUGUCUCCCAGUCUGACCCCAUCAUCGUGUUGACUCGUGUUUUAUAAAAUUUACCUCAACAGCCCCAGGGGUCUGAUUCAUCCUCGGGGUCUCAGAUUUCUCCUCUGCAGAAUGAGGACCCACACACAGUCACCACAGGUCCCUCGCUCCCCACUCUUCAGAGAUGCCCUGUCCAGUAUGGGAGCCACGUGCUGCUACUCAUGGCUGAUUCGGUUCACAGUUAACUUCGUUUAAAUAAAGUGGAAUUAAAAAUUCA